Messenger RNA from Durusdinium trenchii, 1903 nucleotides. The record is from the annotation of a GenBank genome assembly. NCBI's taxonomy places the organism in Eukaryota, Dinophyceae, Suessiales, Symbiodiniaceae.
GAUCGGAGAUCGGAUGCCGCUGCUUGAUGGGCAGGAGCCCGCUGUGACACAGAUUGUGGAUGACUUGAACCACCCAUUGCUGUCAUUGAGUUUCAAUGCCGCCUCUACAGGAAAAGAAGAAAGGAUUGCUCAGAGAAGGCAUAUCAAUUUUGCAACGCUCAAUGAGCUUUGGACUUUCUAUAAGACCGACACGCCCACCUCAGAACAGGUGUCGCGAAGCAGCUUUGAUCGUGCUUUCAAUCGGUCUUGGAAAAAGUAUCUCAUCCUCAUGUCGCCUCAAGGCGGCAACAAAUGUACCAUUUGCUUGAAGAACAAGGAGGCUCGCAGCGCAGCCAUUUCCAACCAAGAGAAGAUGGAGCUUGACAUUGAGUUGCAGCAACACCUAGAGAUUGUGAAGAAAGACCGCUCGGUGAGCAGCCGAGGGAAUAUCAAAGGAUCACAAAUUGAGAACUUCAAAGAGAACUCCGACGGGUUCUUGAAGUUGAUGAUUGACGGAAUGGAUCAGCAAAAGUUUGCCAUACCACGUUCACGAAGAUUGAACGGGGCAUCAGAUUAUGGCAAGAGCUGGAAGAGUUUGGCGCACGUUGUGGGAGUCGUGGCGUGGGGCGUGGCAGAAAUAUAUUUUUUGAUGAAGCAUGAUUGCAAGAAGGACGCCUCCAUGCAGGCCACUGUCACCAGUCGCGCCUUGGACAUUGUGAAUGACAUAGUGACUGGAUAUGGUCCAGGGUUCCAGGUGCCCCGACACCUUUUGGUGUCGGCAGACAACACGCCACGCGAGUCAAAGAACCAGUUCUAUGCGCAGUAUCUCAGCAAAUUGGCUGGAGAAGUUUUUGAGACAGUUGAACUUCAGUUUCUUCAAGUCAGCCAUACGCAUAAUGAGCUCGAUCAGCGAUUCAGCACGAUGGCUACAAUCAUCAAAAGAGCUGAGCAGAUUGACAGCCUUCAUUCUUUGAAAGACUACUUGACAUCCCACAUGACAGCAGCUGCAGGGCGACAACUCCACAUCGAAAUAUUGGACAAUACCUGGUUCACGCGGAGGGAGUACCUGGAACAGGAAAUGGUUGAAUGCCAUCAAGAUGACUGGAAAGACUUGCCAGAAGAUCCAGGGGAUGUGUGCCUGGUCCUGAAACAGUACAUUUCAAGCCCUGAUCGGUCACAACCUCCAGAGUUGAUCAUGCCUGCUUCAUGCCUUUCUAAGUAUACAAAAGCUGCUUUGGAACCUUCAGUCCGCAACCCAUUGUCAGAGACCACUUUGGUGGAAUUCCGGAAGACAGCCGAGAUGGUGGGAAAAAGCCCAUGGAACAUGAUGGAAGCGCAAGACUAUUUAUUGCAAUUGUGUUCUGACAACGAGCAAGGUGUGAUUGAUGCCCCUCCUCAACUCCAUUUUGUUUUCUCCAGGGAAAACAAAAGCCCAAGAAUAGCGCCAUUGCCUGGGACAACUUUGGAUGAGUUAAGUGUUGAGCCUCCAGCCCCACCCAGAGCAGUGACAGUGACCAAGCCCAAGAAAGGCUUGAAACGUCCUGCAGCUUCGCCCAAGGUGGUUUGCAAACGCCCUGCCCAUGGCACCGAACCCAAAGAAGACCAAGACCGCCCGAUGAUGAAUGAAGCUGAGGAGAGCAGCAGGCCCGCCCCUUUGCAACCACCAGCAGAUGCUGAAGCAGCUCCGGCUCCAAGCCCAGUGCCCAGUCCAGUCCUGAGACGCCCCGCCUCCCAUCGCCCACCUGGCUCUGAAAUUCGAGCAUUGCCUGGAUUCUUGCACUUCGGGUGUGGCAAGUGUCGGAAGAAAGACACUCCCAAGAUUGGCUGCGCUGUGUGCCGGGCCAAGGCACAGAAUCAUGAAGAUGGCUAUCGUAAAUCUCCAGAAGGCUGGAUAUAUCAAAUCCAGAUUGAAGACGUGGAGUGA